ACAAUUUGUGAUAUUAUCCAAAGCCGAACUUAUAAAAGUAUUAAUUUAUGACAAUUAUUUCAGAAAUCCAACUUAAAUCAAAAUGGCGCCAAAUCUCGAGAGAAUGUACGAAUGCGGAGAUCUCCUCGCAAAUAUCAAAGAUAAAUCUCAUGCACAGCACUUGAGUGAGUAUGAAGAGAUUAUUAGUGGGGUGAAGGGAGAUGACCAAUGUAAGCGUCUUGCCUCUCAAUUCAUCGCAAGGUUUUAUUCCUUCUAUCCUGAUCUAUCUGAGCAGAGUAUCAACGCUAUCCUGGAUCUAUGUGAGGAUAUUAACGUGGAUAUCAGGAAGCAAGCGAUCAAGGAUUUGCCAACACUGUGUCGUGACAACAACAAGACAACCUUAGCUAAGAUUGCUGAUGUUCUAACUCAGCUGUUGAAUACUGAAGACCAGGGGGAGAUGACAGUUAUACAGAACUCUCUGAUGAACCUUUUCAGGAGGGACCCACAGGGGGCCGUCAUGGGCAUCUUCUCACAGGUUCAUAUUGGAGAGGAUGUAGUUCGUGAGCGCGCACUACGCCUGCUGCACACUAAGCUGACCACCGCGGGGCAGGAGAUUUUAAACAAGGAGGCGCAGGCGCAGAUUGUUGCUGAGGUCAAGAAGGUCUUUGCCUCGGAGAACGGAGUAACAGCUGAUGAAUUCCCCCGACUGAUGGCACUACUGGGGCAUACAGGGUUACCUAAAACGUUUGCUGGGCAGCUUGAAAUUGUUAACAUGAUUAUGGGGAUGGCAGAGUUAGACAAGACCGCAGAUUUUGAUUAUACCAGCGUCGAACUCACAGAUAGACUCCUGCAGUGCGCUCAACAUUGUCUACCUUUCUUCUCUACAGGGGUAAUUAGUUUCUACCUUUCUUCUCUACAGGGGUAUUACUUUCUACCUAUCUUUACAGGGGUAGUUAGUUUCUUCCUUUCAUCUGUACAUGGGUAUUUAGUUUCUUCCUUUCUUCUCUACAGGGGUAAAUAUUUUCUACCUUUCUUCUCUACAGGGAAUGUGUUUGAGAGACUGAUUGACUAUAUGCCCCUCCCUCCUGUGGAAGAGGAUGGGUCUCUAACUGAGCCUCCAGCAAUUGAGUUUACCAAGGUUGAAUGCUUGAUGUUUACAUUCCACUGUAUUGGUAAACAAAGUGACGUGUUCUUGAAGGAGGAUGAGGAAAGACUAAAAGAUUUUAGGAUAAGACUUCAGUACCUAGCCAGAGGUGUGACAGGAUACUUGAAGAAGUUAAAGGAGUUCUUCAAUUCUCCUGCUGGUAAGAAAACAGAUUCUGAAGAUGUCAAGAUUAAACAGAUUGCUCUCCGCUCAACACAGAACCUUCAGAUGAUGAUCAAGGACCUGUUCCACACUCCACCCCACUACAAGGUGGUCAUCUCCCUCUCUUGGAAGGACGGGAAGGAGAAGAUGGCAGAAAAGAGAAGACUCAUUUCAGCUCCUGCUGCAAAUGGUGCUGGGUUAAAGAAGCCCAAGACAGCUGACCGCCAGCUGUACAUGGAUUCUCUAAACCAGAAGAAGGGUGGGAAACCAGUUCCUGCAAAACCUACCAUCUCCAACUACAAACCUGCCGGUCGUGUGGCCCGACCCACUGGUCUCUACCAGCCUCCCACCGGACAGUAUAGCGGCAAAAUCAAGAACAAAAUCACUUGGGAUUAGUUUUAGACGCUCCCUCUCCUCUAACUGUCAGUAGCAUGAUUUUUAAGACAUUUUUGGACACUAACUUCCCUUCACCCGGGGAGUGUUCCUCCUCCUAGUGAAAUGAACUGUUCUCGGGGGCACCCCCUCUUUCCUAACAGAUUUUUUUGUAAUUGUUAGGGCACAUUCUCCUCCACCAAUCCCCCGCCGCCAUACCCGGCGGAUAUUGUUCCUGUUAGUGACAUGAACUGUAAUCGGGGGCACAUCCUCCGCCCCUUUCCCAGUUCCUCUCUGUAAAUAGAUGCAACCUGACAGUAGUGUACCUGAGACUUAAACUCUCUCUGCGCUCUUGAGACUAAUCUAAAAUCAUAAUUAUUUUACAGGUAAGACAGGUAAGUAUUGUAUUUUUUAAAUAUUUUUUCAGAUUAUGUUCAUCACGUUCCUCUUCAAUCAGCAGACUAUAAUUUUGUCGAAGUCGUCUUCACUUCCCACUGAUCUUCACGUGUAAUCCGCAACUGAUCAACAUGUGUAAUCUGCAACUGAUCUAAACGUGAAAUCCGCAACUGAUCCAUACGUAAAAUCUGCAUCAGAUGUUCACGUGGAAUUCUCAAGAUGCGUUAAGCUUUCUUUUCCUUUGUUGUUUAACAAUAGACAAUUGUACAGAAUAAAUAGUGAAAAUUGUUUUUGUGGAACACAGCUUACUUAUCAUCACAUUUUUUUUUCGUAAAAUACACGUUUGAUUAAGUGUGCUAUUUUGUCAUUUUUUCAGA
Messenger RNA from Eurytemora carolleeae, 2430 nucleotides. RefSeq names its product apoptosis inhibitor 5 (gene cass). Bases 83 to 1681 code for a protein of 532 amino acids. Gene Ontology annotation, molecular function: RNA binding. The record is from RefSeq and is a predicted model, not a curated record. Lineage: Eukaryota; Metazoa; Arthropoda; Copepoda; Calanoida; Temoridae. Gene Ontology annotation, biological process: negative regulation of apoptotic process. The transcript is spliced from 13 exons. Gene Ontology annotation, cellular component: nucleus.